CUUUGUGGAGCGCUGCGGAGGGUGAGCGCGGGCCGCGGCCGCUGAACAAAAGAGCAGGGGCGCCGCCGCGGGGACCCGCCACCGACCGCCCGGGGCCGCGCCGGCCUCCCGCCCGCAGCCACCAUGACCGCCAACGGCACGGCCGAGGCGGUGCAGAUCCAGUUCGGCCUCAUCAACUGCGGCAACAAGUACCUGACGGCCGAGGCGUUCGGCUUCAAGGUGAACGCGUCGGCCAGCAGCCUGAAGAAGAAGCAGAUCUGGACGCUGGAGCAGCCGCCCGACGAGGCGGGCAGCGCGGCCGUGUGCCUGCGCAGCCACCUGGGCCGCUACCUGGCGGCGGACAAGGACGGCAACGUGACCUGCGAGCGCGAGGUGCCCGACGCCGACUGCCGCUUCCUCAUCGUGGCGCAUGACGACGGCCGCUGGUCGCUGCAGUCCGAGGCGCACCGGCGCUACUUCGGCGGCACCGAGGACCGCCUGUCGUGCUUUGCGCAGACCGUGUCGCCGGCCGAGAAAUGGAGCGUGCACAUCGCCAUGCACCCGCAGGUCAACAUCUACAGCCUGACCCGCAAGCGCUACGCUCACCUGAGCGCGCGGCCGGCCGACGAGAUCGCAGUGGACCGCGACGUGCCCUGGGGCGUCGACUCGCUCAUCACGCUCGCCUUCCAGGACCAGCGCUACAGCGUGCAGACGGCCGACCACCGCUUCCUGCGCCACGACGGGCGCCUGGUGGCGCGCCCCGAGCCCGCCACCGGCUACACGCUGGAGUUCCGCUCCGGCAAGGUGGCCUUCCGCGACUGCGACGGCCGUUACCUGGCGCCGUCGGGGCCCAGCGGCACGCUCAAGGCGGGCAAGGCCACCAAGGUGGGCAAGGACGAGCUCUUCGCCCUCGAGCAGAGCUGCGCCCAGGUCGUGCUGCAGGCGGCCAAUGAGAGGAACGUGUCCACGCGCCAGGGUAUGGACCUGUCGGCCAACCAGGAUGAAGAGACUGACCAGGAGACUUUCCAACUGGAGAUUGACCGCGACACCAAAAAGUGUGCCUUCCGCACCCACACGGGCAAGUACUGGACGCUGACAGCCACCGGGGGCGUGCAGUCCACUGCGUCCACCAAGAAUGCCAGCUGCUACUUUGACAUCGAGUGGCGCGAUCGGCGCAUCACACUGCGAGCAUCCAAUGGCAAGUUUGUGACCGCGAAGAAGAACGGGCAGCUGGCCGCCUCGGUGGAGACAGCAGGGGACUCGGAGCUCUUCCUCAUGAAGCUGAUCAACCGCCCCAUCAUCGUGUUCCGCGGGGAGCACGGCUUCAUUGGCUGCCGCAAGGUCACCGGCACCUUGGACGCCAACCGCUCUAACUACGACGUCUUCCAGCUGGAGUUCAACGACGGUGCUUAUAACAUCAAAGACUCCACGGGCAAGUACUGGAUGGUGGGCAGCGACGCGGCGGUCACCAGCAGCAGCGACACCCCCGUGGACUUCUUCUUUGAGUUCUGUGACUACAACAAGGUGGCCAUCAAGGCGGGCGGGCGCUACCUGAAGGGGGACCACGCGGGUGUCCUGAAGGCCUCGGCGGAGACCAUCGACCCCGCCUCCCUCUGGGAGUACUAGUGCCCGGCCCUGUCCUACUCUCGCCUCCCUGGGUGGGCCGGAGGCAGAGGCGAGCCCCUUGCCUUUCAAACUGGAAACCCCAGAGAAACGGUGCCCCCACCUGAUGCCCCUUGUGGACCCCUCCUCCCCCCACGCCCGGGUCCCCCACUCCCUGUGGGCCAGCAGCUCCGGCCUGUUCCCUGGAGGGACUUCAGACCCCUCUACCUUCUCCCCUGCCGUGGGCGACGCUGGCACCUCUUUCUUCUGACCUCAGACGGCUCCGAGCCUUAUUUCCCAGGAAGUGGCUGAGGAGAACUGGGGGGGCUGGGAGGCCUCCCGAGCCCCCACUGGAGGCGGGGCGUGUAACUGGAAUCUCCUGUCCCUUCCUGAGGCCCUCUCCCCAGCCCCUGGGGCCCUCCCUGGUGCACCCUCCCUGCACUGCACGAGGAGGGGCCCUGGGUGGGCUGGAACUCGCCCACCUGUGCUUUCUGGGUUGUGGCUGGAGGGCCGCCCCUCACCGAGUGUGGGGGCCCAGAGCGGCUGGGUUGGUGGGCACAGGGUCUGCCCACUGCACAUUCCAUCGGGGUGGGGGGUGGGGGCCACCCUGCCCCUGUCUCUUUCCUUUCGCCCUGGCCUGACUGGAAGCAGAAAAUGACCAAAUCAGUAUUUUUUUUUUAACGAAAUGUUAUUGCUGGAGGUGCCCCUGGCAAGCCUGGCUGUAGUGGUGAGUGGUCUUGGGGGUCCGGACCUGUACCCCACCUCCCCAGGGGCUUGUCUCAGCCCCCUCCCUCCUGGGCAUGGCUGGUUCUCUCCCUCCUGCCCCCCAGCCCCAGGCCUCCCUCACUGCCUCAGCCAGGGCCCCUGCUGUGACUGGUGCUGCACGUCUACCUGGGUCCCCUGGAGCUCGGACCCUCAGUCUCCUGGGCGGGCGGGAUGAAGCCAGGCACCGCCCUUGGCUGGGAGCCCUGGGGUGAUCCACACCCAGUCCCCAACCCCACCAGCUCCCUGUACCACCAUGCAUCUCGCUCUGGGUGUCUUGGUCUUUUAUUUUUUGUAAGUGUCAUUUGUAUAACUCUAAACGCCCAUGAUAGUAGCUUCAAACUGGAAAGAGCAAAAUAAAAUGAUGCGAGCCCGCA
Lemur catta (Ring-tailed lemur) is the source of this 2720-nucleotide messenger RNA. It is a transcript of the gene FSCN1, whose product is annotated as fascin actin-bundling protein 1. Gene Ontology annotation, cellular component: ruffle; cell projection membrane; microvillus. Gene Ontology annotation, biological process: establishment or maintenance of cell polarity; cell migration; actin filament bundle assembly. Gene Ontology annotation, molecular function: protein-macromolecule adaptor activity; actin filament binding. NCBI's taxonomy places the organism in Eukaryota, Metazoa, Chordata, Mammalia, Primates, Lemuridae. The coding region runs from base 124 to 1605 and encodes 493 amino acids. The transcript is spliced from 5 exons. The record is from RefSeq and is a predicted model, not a curated record.